Messenger RNA from Colletotrichum truncatum, 1539 nucleotides. RefSeq names its product major facilitator superfamily transporter. Gene Ontology annotation, biological process: transmembrane transport. Gene Ontology annotation, molecular function: transmembrane transporter activity. NCBI's taxonomy places the organism in Eukaryota, Fungi, Ascomycota, Sordariomycetes, Glomerellales, Glomerellaceae. The record is from RefSeq and is a predicted model, not a curated record.
AUGAUCAGGUUCAGCGAACCCGUUGUCCGUGUAUCAAUCUCUGCGUACAUUUACUACCAGCUUCGCUCUCUUGAUCCAUCUCUGUCAAGUGCGGAAGUCAUCACGCAGUCCGCAUACCUUCAGACAGCCUUUACCCUCGCGCAGUGUAUAUCUUCUUUGUUAUGGGGCAUGGUUUCAGAUUCACCGAGAGGUGGUCGUAAGCUUGUCAUACUUAUAAGUCUAUCUGGUUCAUUUAUUAGUUGCUCUCUGUUUGGCUUCAUAACUAGUUACAAUCAAGCUCUCAUACUUCGUAUUCUCGAAGGUAUUACAAAUGGCACGGUCGCCAUGGUAAGAACUAUGGUUUCGGAGGUAGUGCGAGAGAAAAAGUUUCAAACCAGGGCAUUUUCGCUGGUACCCAUAGCUAGCUAUAUCGCCGUCAUUGUCAGUCCCCUUGUGGCAGGUUGGACCGUUCAGUUGGGGACGUCAGGGCAUGGGCACGGCUUUGUUAAGGAUCACCCUUAUGCUCUUCCAGCUUUGCUGAACGCUGGCUUCUUAUUUCUUCUCUUACUUGCUACGUUUCUUUUCCUGGAAGAGACGUCAACAUCGCUGCGUGGGAGAUUCGACCCCGGAUUGGCUCUCUCUGCAAGAAUCAAAUCACUCUUUUGCACUGGGGCGUCUUGGAACACCCAAUCUUCGAACUACCUGCUCGUCGAAUCUGACGAUAGCAAUGAAGAAGAAAUGGAUUUUAUGAAAGAGGUGAAUGGCAGCGAUGGGUCGACCACCUCGGAAUCACCCGGUGUUCCCGCUCAACCCAAGUUUGAAGACGUUAGGCUUCCUACUCGCCGGAUGUUUACCACCAAUAUGCUGCUUGUGCUCUUUUCAACCCUGAUAUAUGACUUUCAUCUCAACAGCGUCAGUACUGCUAUGCCCAAUAUGUUGGUCGACCCAGUCUCCAGCAAAGCAGCUGAGGGAUCACGAAUGCUACCUUUCCGCUUCGGAGGCGGCGCUGGAUUUACACCUCAGUCUCUGGCAUGGUACACAACUGUAUUUGGUAUUGUCGGCAUUCCCAUGCAGAUCGUUGUAUAUCCAUAUCUUUCCCAGCGCAUAGGCACCAUCAAACUUUGGCGGCGCUUCUAUCUUGGCUUUCCCCUUCUUUACUUCGCCUACCCUUACGUUGCUAUUAUGCCGUCAUCCACCCCGCCGCCCUCCGAGAAGACCGGUGUUGUCGUAUGGGCAUACCUUGUCAUGAUCCAGACAUUUACGUCAUUCAUCACCAGUGUCGUAACUCCUUCGCAGCUAGUAUUGACGAAUUUAUCAUCCCCACAUCCCUCCGCCUUGGGCAGGACGCAUAGUCUCACAUUUUUCAUGUCGAUGGCGGUUAGAGCUACCAGUUCAGCACUGGCAGGGAACCUGUAUGCUUUUGGAUCAACGCAUAACGCGAGCGGUAUUGUCUUUUGGAUGAGUAGUAUCAUUUCGUGCAUUGGAAUACUCUUGACUCCUUUUGUAAGAGAAGGCGACGGUCACGAGAUUAAGCUACCAGGAGACGAUCAGGACCAGUGA